CAGCUUUUUUUCCAUCAUCAUUCUUCGCUUCUGCUUGACAUCAUGGCCUUCAAACUACUUUCAGCAUUUGUGGCUUUACUCUUUGUCUUUGAUCGUUCUCUUGAUGUCCAGGCAGCCAUUGCCCGCCACCCCUCACAGGUGUUGAGUGUAGCUCCUGCCGCGGAGGAAGCUAUUCCGGCCGGCACGGUCCGCAUGCAAGCACUCGGAAUAACCAAGCGCCCGUUCAGUGACAAUAUCAAAGUACACGAUGCUGACGAGGAUAAAAUUCUGGAGAUCGCUAAUACUCCUGCCAAGCAAUUGCCGAGCUACGAGGUCCCCAAGACUUUCGACGGUCUGCUUUCUCCGGUUAUGCAAGGAAAUGGAGUUCUAUUCCAAAGGGAGUCUAAAGUACAAUCAAAAUGGCACAAGUUCCAAACCGAGUUAAGGAAGAAGGGGAUAUCGUAUGAACAUCACUACGCCAAACAACUGAAGUGGGAUGGGCCAUAUCCAGCCAAUAAAGAACCCAUAAUGAUGGAUGAGAGACAAGUGAAGAAUGAAGACUGGGUUAAAUUUGAGCGAGCGCAAUUCCCCGUCAAGCUUCCCGAGGAUACUGAGCAUGUCAUCGCCUGGUUGCGAGCUCCUUUGACCACCAAGGAGUGCUUCAAGCCAGUGGGCAAGGAAAUCCCCCCAAGUGAUCAUGAAAUCUUCAUGGCUAACCUGGAACCUUACAUUGAAUUCAUCAAUGGCCACGAUGUUUUUGGAACCAACGUUGAUAUGAAAGAUGAAGAUAAGUUGCAAUUUGCAAAGGACCUCAUGGAGGUCAAUGACUCUCUUGAUUUGCAGGAGAAACUAGUUCAUGGUGAACAAGAGGAGAAGGCAGCAAAGGCCUACAGAGAUGCAAAGAACUUGGAAAAUGAGCAAUUGCUUGCUGGGUUGGAGGUUGACACCAGCGCUGCUGAGAAGAUCGACUUACCACACGUCGAACGUGCGAAAGAGGCUAUGCUAUGGGCUGUACAGAACAUCACCCGGAUGAUUGAAGCCAAGUAUCCAGGCCGCAGAUUCGUUUGGUUCAGGGUCAAUCGAUGGAUUCGAACUCAUCAUUUGAACCAGAUCCACAUUUUCCUCGAGAAGGAACCGGGUACUAUUGAAAAGGCUGUACGGAUCUCGGGUCUCAAAGAGCUCAAGGAGCUUGCAAACUCUCAUCCUGGGGCAGGAAUCCUGGCAGCUCCUUGAUCAGACGAACGGCUGUCUUAGCUUCUAUCAAUUGUUCAGAUCAAUCAAUACCCAUUCCCGCGCAUCUGGCACAUCCACACACGAAUUCCGUGUUCUUCCCUUUCUACAUCCGGCUGAGAAUUUUUAUCUUCCCCCCAUAACGAAAAAAAAAAAAAAAAAUCAAUAAAAAAAGUUAUGUACAACACAAGAAAAGCAGAUUUCCAUCAAUCUCUCUUCCUCAUAGAUUUCUGAUCAUAUCCCAUCAUAUAAGCAUGUGGAUGAAUAGCCUACAUGUGUUUCAUUUGCAAUUGAUCCCCCUUAUGUUGAAACAUCGCG
Molecule: messenger RNA, 1527 nt
Organism: Puccinia graminis f. sp. tritici CRL 75-36-700-3
Lineage: Eukaryota; Fungi; Basidiomycota; Pucciniomycetes; Pucciniales; Pucciniaceae
Exons: 6
Coding region: 43-1212 (389 amino acids)
Biological process (GO): N-acetylglucosamine metabolic process
Cellular component (GO): cytoplasm
Source: RefSeq, a predicted model, not a curated record